Molecule: messenger RNA, 1764 nt
Organism: Cavenderia fasciculata
Lineage: Eukaryota; Evosea; Eumycetozoa; Acytosteliales; Cavenderiaceae
Gene: rcl1
Product: RNA 3'-terminal phosphate cyclase family protein
Exons: 4
Coding region: 1-1764 (587 amino acids)
Biological process (GO): ribosome biogenesis; endonucleolytic cleavage of tricistronic rRNA transcript (SSU-rRNA, 5.8S rRNA, LSU-rRNA)
Cellular component (GO): nucleolus
Molecular function (GO): RNA endonuclease activity
Source: RefSeq, a predicted model, not a curated record
AUGAAUUUUACAGAUCAACAACUUUUUGAAGUAUCGAAAGAUUUCAAGAUAACAUGUUAUACACCAAGAUCAGUGUCGAUGGUUGAUGUUUCCAAGGUUUGUUUUUCAAAUAAAUCAUCAACCUCUACUACUCAAUGGGCUAUCUUAUCACAGUCAUUUAUCUUUCCAAAUAUGUUUACUACUCAAAAUCCACUCCAAGUAACCUGUCAAAGUCAAUCAAUGUAUGGAAUAGAUUUUUCAAACAAAUAUAAAUUUGAUAUUGGUCAAACUCUAUUCAAUCCAAUUGAUAUUUCCAAAAUUGCAAACAACUUGAUUCAAUUAUUUGGUACACAUCAAAAAGUAUUUUUAAAUUGUCAUUAUUUUAUCAAUUGUCUUUUAAAAGCAAUAUGUGAACCUGGAUACAAACAAAUUGAAAUAUCCCAAGAUACUCUUCAAAAAGUUAUGUUUGGUAAAUUGUUUUGUCCACCAACAUCUAAAAACUCUGCUCAACUAGAUGAAUCAGAUCAAACCAUCUUGAAAAUCAUUGGUUCAUACAAUGCUAAAUCAAAAAAGUGUAUUGUAGAUCAAAAAGAAAAGGAAAGAGAUAAAAAAGAAAUACUAUGUCAAAUAUUUAUUAUUGUCGUCUUCUCUCUCUCUAUCUAUCGUAUCUAUCGUAUCAAUCUAUUUAUAUAUAUAAUAAUAAUGUUAAAAGUACAAGGAUCAAAACAAUUUAGACAAAGAAUAGUAUGCUCAUUGUUGAGUGGUAGAGCAGUCAAGAUUACAAAUAUUAGAGAUGAAGAUGAAAGACCAGGUCUUGCAGACUAUGAAGCAUCGUUUCUCAGAUUGAUAGACAAGAUGACAAAUGGAACACGUAUAGAGAUUAACAAUACAGGUACAAUGGUCACCUUUCACCCGGGUGUCUUGACGGGAGGCAAGUUGCAACACGACUGUCCGACCAGCAGAGCCAUCGGUUACUUUGUAGAGGCAGUUGUCUGCAUCGCCCCCUUUUCCAAAGCACCUGUCGACAUUGCAUUUACAGGUCUCACCAACAAUGACAUUGAUCUGACCAUCGACACUAUCCGUACCACUACACUACCCAUCAUACGUAAAUUCCUCGGUGGUGAGGAAGGCGACACCUCAUCACUCUCUAUUAAAAUAGUCAAGCGUGGUGCACCUCCAUCGGGUGGUGGUUUGGUCUAUUUCAAGUGUCCGAUUGUACAACAACUCAAACCACUUCAAAUGGUGGACGAAGGAAAAAUCAGACGUAUUCGUGGUAUCUCUUAUGCUACACGUGUCUCUCCCGCCAUCCCAAAUAGAGUACUCGAUAGUGCAAAGGGUAUCCUUCUCCAAUUUACUCCAGAUGUUUAUAUUUCAAGUGAUAUUUAUAAAGGUGCUGAAGCUGGUUCAUCACCAGGAUAUGGAUUAACAUUGGUAGCAGAAACAACAACUGGAUGUUGUUUAUCGGCGGAAUGUAUGGCAAGUGAAGGAGAGAUCCCAGAGGAUUUGGGACAACGUACAGCCAAUUUAUUGUUGGAAGAGAUUUUGAAUGGUGGAUGUAUAGAUAGCAACAAUCAAAGUUUGGCAUUAUUAUUUAUGAUCCUUUGUCCAGAGGAUGUCUCAAAGGUCCGUUUGGGAAGACUCACACCAUACACUAUCGAAUAUAUCAGACAUCUCAAGGAAUUCUUUGGCGUUACUUUCAAGAUUGAAGCAGAUGACGAAACUAAAACUAUCAUUUUCACUUGUCUUGGUAUUGGUUAUAAGAAUUUGGCAAGACGUACUUUCUAA